Caenorhabditis angaria is the source of this 501-nucleotide messenger RNA. The record is from the annotation of a GenBank genome assembly. NCBI's taxonomy places the organism in Eukaryota, Metazoa, Nematoda, Chromadorea, Rhabditida, Rhabditidae.
AUGAUUGUAAGUGGUAAAAACAGAUGAAGAAACACAAAAUAUGUUAAUUUUUAGGUUGCAAGAGAAGUACCGUUAAAUGAAUUGGUAAGAAGACUUGCUGCUUGGGAGAAAAGUUUGGCGCAAAUACGGAAAGAUUUAAAAAUGCGCAAAGAAAUAUGGGAUGCGGCUAUGGAAGAUGUAGAAGAACUCGAAAAAAUGGCAUUAGAUGCAAAAGAGGAGCGCCGUAAAAAGAAGCAAGAAAGAAGAGAUGAAAAAAUACGAAAGAAGUUGCAAAAACAACAAGAAGCAAUUGCAAAAAGAAAUCUCGCAUCGAAAAAUGCUGAAAAAACUGCUGAAAAGAAAGAAGGCGAGAAAAAAGAUGCUGAAAAGAAAGAUGGUGACAAUAAAGAAGGCGAGAAGAAAGACGGAGAAAAAAAUAGUGAGACUAAAUUUGUUGAAAAGGAAACUCAGAAAGAUCCGAAGCCUGAAAAAUCUGACAAAUCUUCUACUGAUGAUAAAUAA